Messenger RNA from Cajanus cajan (pigeon pea), 897 nucleotides. Its product is annotated as MAPK kinase substrate protein At1g80180. Lineage: Eukaryota; Viridiplantae; Streptophyta; Magnoliopsida; Fabales; Fabaceae. The record is from RefSeq and is a predicted model, not a curated record.
UGAUUAUAUAAAUAUAAAUUUUGUGAGCGAGUUACACACGUAGAAACAACAAACAGAGUCAUAUAAAUAGGUUCGAACGUAGCUAGAAAGAUCCACAUAAGACAUAACCAGAGAGAGAGAGAGAGAAGUCAUGGCUGGUCUGCAAAGAUCCGCGGUGUCUUUCAGGAGACAAGGUUCAUCAGGGCUUGUUUGGGACGACAAGUUAAUAUCAGAGGAAUUAGACCAAAAGGGUAACGACCUUAACACCAGAACACCACCACCCCCCACCCUCCCCAGAACCCGCUCCAACUCCGCCUACCGCACCGGAAAAGUCUCGCCGGCGAUCGACCCUCCCUCCCCCAAGCUCUCCGCUUGCGGCUGCGGCUCCGCCUACCGCACCGGAAAAGUCUCGCCGGCGAUCGACCCUCCCUCCCCCAAGCUCUCCGCUUGCGGCUGCUGCACCGCCUUUGCAAAAUCACCCGCCAAGCCCCUUAAGCAUCGAACCAGGUAGCUAGCUCUUCCACCACCGUUUCCGCUUAUAUAUCUAUGUGCCUCAAAUGGUCAAUUGUAGCUUUUUAUAACAAGUGGAUCUUUUAAUAGAGAUAAUCAUGUUGGAGUAAGUAUUGUUAUGAUUUCCGCUCUAGACUCCAAUUUUAAAUUUCUGAUUAAGCUAGAUCAAUAUGUUACCGUCUUAUAAUUUUAGUUUGUUUUCAAUUGUAUCGUGGAAGAAGAGAUGCUGGUUUCUGAAUUAUGUGUAUAUUUGUUGGGUCGACCAAGAAUUUUGAUCUAUGUACAAUGUAAAUCUUUCAAUAACAUCUUUCACAUGAUUGUGCUUGCACAAAUUUGGGAUGGGUGCAAUAUGUCAAAGUGAUUUAGUACGCCACAAAAUAUGAUAAUUAUGAGGAAAUUUAAUUCAAA